AUGAGCUGGUGGUGGUCCGGAGCCAUUGGCGCUGCCAAGAAGAAAUUCGAUGAAGAUGAACCGCCGCGAACCCCCGAGAGCGUGGCUCUGAUAAUCGGCGUCACCGGCAUCGUCGGUAACAGCCUCGCCGAGAUUCUCCCCCUACCCGAUACACCAGGCGGCCGAUGGAAAGUCUACGGCGUUGCCCGGCGUCCUCGUCCUUCCUGGAACGCCGAUUACCGAAUCGAAUAUAUCCGGUGCGACAUCACCGAUCCAAACGACACACGAACCAAACUCUCCGUUCUCACCGAUGUUACUCACAUCUUCUACGUCAGUUGGACAAACCGUGUCACGGAAACUGAAAACUGUAAAGUUAACGGCGAGAUGUUACGGAAUGUCCUCCGUGCCGUUAUCCCAAACGCUCCGAACCUCCGUCAUGUGACGCUUCAGACUGGCACCAAGCACUAUGUGGGACCGUUUGAACUGUUUGGGAAGAUUAAAAGUCACGAGCCACCGUUUACGGAGGAUCUACCGCGUUUGGAUGCACCGAAUUUUUAUUAUGUUCAAGAAGAUAUAUUGUUUGAAGAAACUCGUAAGAAAGAGGGUUUGAGUUGGUCUGUUCAUAGACCUCAAGUUAUAUUCGGAUUUUCGCCUUAUAAUUUGAUGAACCUUGUUGGUUCUCUCUGUGUUUACGCUACAAUUUGCAAGCAUGAAGGUGUUCCUUUGAGGUUUCCUGGUACUAAGGAAGCUUGGGAGUCUUAUUCUGUGGCUUCUGAUGCGGAUUUGAUUGCUGAGCAGCAUAUUUGGGCUGCGGUGGAUCCUUAUGCUAAGAAUGAAGCUUUUAAUUGUAGCAACGGUGAUGUUUUCAAGUGGAAGCAGUUAUGGAAGGUUUUGGCGGAACAGUUUGGGAUUGAGGAGUAUGGGUAUGAGGAAAAUGGUGGACGUUUGAAGUUGUCGGAGUUGAUGAAGGAUAAGGGUCAUGUUUGGGAUGAGAUUGUGAGUGAGAAGCAGUUGGAAGCGACUAAGUUGGAAGAGAUUGGUGAGUGGUGGUUUGUGGAUAUUAUUUUGGGAGGAGAAGGGCUUGUGGAUAGCAUGAACAAGGCUAAAGAACAUGGGUUUGUUGGAUUUAGGAACACUAAGAAUUCUCUGAUAAAUUGGAUAGAUAAAACAAGGGCUUUCAACAUUGUUCCUGAGAAAUGA
Molecule: messenger RNA, 1179 nt
Organism: Vicia faba (fava bean)
Lineage: Eukaryota; Viridiplantae; Streptophyta; Magnoliopsida; Fabales; Fabaceae
Source: the annotation of a GenBank genome assembly